Messenger RNA from Cephus cinctus (wheat stem sawfly), 1923 nucleotides. Its product is annotated as amine sulfotransferase. NCBI's taxonomy places the organism in Eukaryota, Metazoa, Arthropoda, Insecta, Hymenoptera, Cephidae. Bases 802 to 1785 code for a protein of 327 amino acids. The transcript has 5 exons. The record is from RefSeq and is a predicted model, not a curated record. Gene Ontology annotation, biological process: sulfation. Gene Ontology annotation, molecular function: sulfotransferase activity. Gene Ontology annotation, cellular component: cytoplasm.
CUUGUAGGUCUAAAGGCUGGUUUCACUCUAUUAGUCGUUUUUUUGCGAUUCAACUAGCCUUCGAUUUCUGACUUAAGAAUUCCAUGUGUUGCAUAAGGAGAACUGCACAUUUUCUGGCCCUUAUAACGUAUUCUAUGCAAAAAUGUAUCCUUAAAGAUACCCUGCUAUCACCCAUUAGGAAUAUAAGAGAAUUAUUUUACACGCGACCCAUGCAUUUUAUUUAACACAAUAGAUAUUUUUAUCAUAAUUCUACCGAUGUCUUGGAAGAAUGCCAUGUAACGAAUUUCCUUCAGAGCACAAGAUCCGAUCGUGACCGGCAUUGAUUGCUGCGCGGCAAAAUACGCUUCGUGCACGACUUUGUUAUAUAUUAAUAAAAAAGCUACCAAAGAUCGGUUUUAGCCUUCGCGGCACUAUGACAAUGCCGAAACAAAAACCGCGUCGAGCACGUUUUACCUCGAUCUGCGGUUUCCUAUAUAAAGAUUUUCUACAAACCUCACAUCAGUAUCAAUAGUCGCGAGGCUGACAACAGUUCGAUUUCUUCAUCUGGAUGCAAUUUAAGUGCACCGAGCGAAUGCCUCUAUUCUGCUUCGUGGAGAAGUCGGUCCUAGCGUUCCUCAUCAACGACCAUUACAAAUAACAGUCCUUUCAAAUAACUUUGAAGGAUUGUUUAACAUACUUGAACCUGAAACGUUUAAGUAUAAUUAAUACGAGGAUACCAAAAAAUCCUGAAUAUUAUCUGGAUUACGUUUUUUGGAUCGUCCAUUGGACAGUUUUUUUGACAUAAAAAUUCCCUGAAGAAACAUGGCGCCGCAAUUUGGUACCGUUGAGGUGGAUCUGGAUCAGAUCCUGAGGGAGAAUUUUACCAAUGCUUUUCGUACUGGUUACAUCACUGUCGAUGGGGUCUGCUUACCGGAGUAUUAUAAAAAAUUUGCUGACGCUAUUGAGGAUAUGGAAGUGCGGGAUGAUGACGUGUGGGUCUGCAGUUUUCCAAAAACUGGUACAACUUGGACUCAGGAAAUGAUCUGGUGUAUCGCGAAUGAUCUGGACUUCGACCAAAGCAAAGUAUUAUUGUCUGAGAGAUUUCCAUUUUUGGAUCAUUCACCCCUGUUUGAUUAUUCAACCAUAAUACCUCGUACUCCUGGCUUAGAUUUGCCCGAAUUGGUUCUUGAUAGUGUGAGCUUUGUGGAAAAAUUACCAAGUCCUCGUUUCAUUAAGACCCAUUUGCCUUUUAAUUUGUUACCGCGACAAUUGAGAACUGGUGAGAAAAAGCCAAGAGUCAUCUACGUUGCCAGAAACGCAAAGGAUACCUGCGUGUCUUAUUAUCACCAUUGUAAACUUCUCGAGGGUUAUCGCGGAAGUUUCGACGAUUUCUGUUCCCUCUUUUUGGGAAAUAAAUUAUGCUAUGCGCCAUUUUGGAAGCACGUUCUUGGAUUCUGGAACAGAAGGAAUGAUGAAAACUUUCUGUUUCUGAGAUAUGAAGAUAUGAAAGCUGAUCUACCUUCGGUAAUGAAGAAAGCUUCUGCGUUUCUUGGUAAAGAUUUAAACGAAGAACAAAUAAAAACUCUUAAGGAGCAUCUUAGCUUUGCUAAUAUGAAAGCAAAUCCGGCAGUCAAUUAUGAGGAAGUGAUUGAAAUUAAUAAGAAAUUCAAGUUGAUCGAAACCGAUGGAGAAUUCAUGAGAAGCGGCAAGGUCGAUCAAUGGAAGGGCAAGAUGUCUCCGGAAGUGAUUAAUCAAUUCGACAAUUGGACCAAUGAAAAUCUCAAAGGAACCGGACUUAGCUUUUAAGAGUAUCGAAGAGAUAUAAUGUCGAUAAAAGUAAUUGAAUCUGAUACCUUAUUAUGGAACAUGUAAAUAGUAUACAUACAUAUGUACAAUAUUUUUCUAUGCAUUUGUAAUCUUAAUAAAAUUACAUCCAUCCAUUAA